UUGGGGCUGUUUGAGUUUAUGUAAUAAAAUUGCAUCUGUUUUCCAUUCUAUAAAGCUUCCACAAUGAAGCAACCAGACGAUCUUAGUACCUACGAGGAAGAACAACCUCAUUCGAUUCGAAUUUUUCUUCAAAAUGCAGGCCUACGAGGUGAAUCUUGGGUGAAACGGUUUACUGAAGCUGGCUAUGACGACGAUACUUUCUUUAUAAAGCCAGUAACCAAGAAGGAACUCUCUGAGAUUGGAAUCACUCAUCCGGGUCACGUUAAUGCAAUAUUGCGAGAAAUCGAUUCUUUACCACAAUUUAGUUUGCCGUCUCGAGUCCCGAAAAAUGUUAGAGACUGGCUACAAGGUCUAAAUCUGGAGAAUUAUUUUGAAUUGUUUAGCGAGGCUGGAUAUGAUAGCGAGAAUGGCAUUGCGAGUCUGGUUGCUCUGAUUGACGAUGAUGACGACAAACAUUGCAAGAUGUCUCUGCGUGAUAUUGGAAUAGAGAAACCAGGCCACUUGAAAAAACUGGAAAUGGGGAUUAAAGCAAUCGCGUACCCCAGUGCUAAAGACAGAGCUAUAACAAAAGCAAAACUUGCGAUUGAUAAAAUGGCGAUUGUUCAGCAGUGCGACGAAUCUAUUGAAGAAUGGCAAUUUUGGACAAGCCUGAUUGAGAAGUAUCUUAAGCCAGACUCGCAGCACUACAGCAAGUUGGAUUUCUUGUCAUCAACAUAA
Corticium candelabrum is the source of this 717-nucleotide messenger RNA. Its product is annotated as caskin-2-like. The transcript is spliced from 6 exons. The coding region runs from base 64 to 717 and encodes 217 amino acids. Gene Ontology annotation, molecular function: protein binding. The record is from RefSeq and is a predicted model, not a curated record. Lineage: Eukaryota; Metazoa; Porifera; Homoscleromorpha; Homosclerophorida; Plakinidae.